AUGCAUAGCCUCCAAAAAGCAGCCAUACUCUGGCUGCCACCCGUGGCUUUCUUCAUGACAGCCGUCUACCGCGUGUUCGUCCUCUACCGACAAUCGAGGCUAGACCUCGCGUACUGGAAGUCACUCGAGUAUCCAGCUGUCGCGCUAUGGAGCCCCAUCGCUUUCCUACAAACCUACAGAUUGCUGCGAUGCGGAAAGCAGCUGUUGGAAAUCAAAGCCACAACGUUCUGGUCGAUGCUUCUCACAACGGUUGCGAUACGAUUCCUCACGCUGCUUUCGGCCCUGUGUUGCAGCUACCAUAACGACCUGCAUUUGUAUGAAGUCUACACCAUAUUGCCUUUGUUUUAUUCUGUUCUGUGCCACAUGUCCGAAUGGACUUAUCUGGGGAACUACGAGGGAUACUCCUAUGACGAGGCCUCGAGAACGGCAAUAGACGCCCACGGCUCUGUUCUGCACCAAUUCAAGCCCGACGAAGACCUGGACUACUUCUCGUGGAGGGACCUGACUGUGCGUUUGGCAUAUAUUGUGCUUAUCCACAACUUCCUUCACGUCAUCUGGUUGCGAUUUUUCGACGACAAUGCUCCGUAUACGGUGCACAUCAACAACUCUGAGCUUUUCACUGUGCUGUUGGCUAUACAGCUUUGUAUAUACAGCUAUGCAAGAGUACGUACACGUAUCAAAGUUCAUUACGACGUCGAAGCAGGUGGGGCACAGGAUGAGAAGGACGAGGUGUGA
Molecule: messenger RNA, 735 nt
Organism: Trematosphaeria pertusa
Lineage: Eukaryota; Fungi; Ascomycota; Dothideomycetes; Pleosporales; Trematosphaeriaceae
Exons: 2
Coding region: 1-735 (244 amino acids)
Source: RefSeq, a predicted model, not a curated record